Messenger RNA from Pteropus alecto (black flying fox), 2209 nucleotides. RefSeq names its product procollagen C-endopeptidase enhancer (gene PCOLCE). Gene Ontology annotation, molecular function: protein binding. Lineage: Eukaryota; Metazoa; Chordata; Mammalia; Chiroptera; Pteropodidae. The coding region runs from base 402 to 1802 and encodes 466 amino acids. The record is from RefSeq and is a predicted model, not a curated record. The transcript has 9 exons.
AUGAUUGGGCUGGAGAGCCCUUGAGAAAGACCAAAGGCUGUGUUCACAGGAUGCUUAGGCACUGGACAGAGAGGGCUUCCAGAUGACAUUACUUGAUGCCUAGAUUAUGGCAGAGGGUCUGAUGCUUCCUCAGCCCUUCAUUGCUCCACCCACUCCUUAGAUGAUAGUUAUGUGUCCUGGACCUAGAGAGGCCCCUGGACUCACCACUGUCCCAGCUGUACUCUCCCUGUCCCGCCUUCCCCACCGCCCUCCCCACUGGCCAGUCCCCACGCCCACACACCCGAGGCUGCCUCAUCUGGCACUGAUUAUCCCUGCUGCUGCCGCUGCUGCUGCUGCCGCUGCCGCUGCUAAACUCAGCUGCUGCCUCUGUCUCGAGGACCCCAGCGCCUCUCCCCUCAGCCAUGCUGUCUGCUGCCACAACCUCCCUCUUGGGGCCCCUCCUCACUGUCUGGGCCCUGCUGCCUUUCACCCAGGGUCAGAGCCCCAACUAUACCAGACCCGUGUUCCUGUGUGGAGGGGAUGUGACUGGGGAGUCAGGUUACGUGGCAAGUGAGGGUUUUCCCAACCUCUACCCCCCCAGUAAGGAGUGCAUCUGGACAAUAACGGUCCCUGAAGGCCAGACUGUAUCCCUCUCUUUUCGAGUCUUCGACCUGGAGCUGCACCCUGCCUGUCGUUAUGAUGCUCUGGAGGUCUUUGCCGGGUCUGGAACCUCGGGCCGGCGUCUCGGACGCUUCUGCGGGACCUUCCGGCCCGCACCCUUAGUCGCCCCUGGCAACCAGGUGACCCUGAGGAUGACAGCUGAUGAGGGCACAGGAGGACGAGGGUUCCUGCUCUGGUACAGCGGGCGGGCCACCUCAGGCACUGAGCACCAGUUUUGCGGGGGUCGGCUGGAGAAGGCCCAGGGAACUCUGACUACGCCCAACUGGCCCGAGUCCGAUUACCCCCCAGGCAUCAGCUGUUCCUGGCACAUCAUCGCGCCCCCAGACCAGGUAAUCUUGCUGACCUUUGGGAAGUUUGAUCUGGAGCCCGAUACCUACUGCCGCUAUGACUCUGUCAGUGUGUUCAACGGACCUGUGAGCAACGACGCCAAGAGGCAGGGGAAGUUCUGCGGUGACACAGUCCCAGGUCCCAUCUUCUCCGAAGGAAACGAACUCCUCGUCCAAUUCGUCUCGGACCUCAGUGUCACAGCUGAUGGCUUCUCAGCCUCCUACAGGACCCUGUCACAGAGCGCCGCUAAAGAAGGGGCUGGAAAGAAUGCCCAGCCAGGUCCCCCACUCCUUGGCCCUGGCCCCAAGGCCGGAGCCCCACCCAAAGUCAAGCCUGAGCCCCCACCUACUGAGAAAUCAAAAGACUCACUUGAGGCUGAGGCCACCCGGAUGGGCCCUGAUGUACCCAGUGUCACCUGCCCAAAGCAGUGCCGGCGGACAGGCACCCUGCAGAGCAACUUCUGUACCAGCAACCUGGUGGUAACCGCAACAGUGAAGUCCAUGGUUAGGGGCCCAGGGGAGGGGCUAACUGUCACUGUCAAUCUCAUUGGUGCUUACAAAACUGGAGGCCUGGACCUGCCCUCUCCACCCACUGACACCUCCCUGAAGUUUUACGUGCCCUGCAAGCAGUGCCCCCCCAUGAAGAAAGGAACCAGUUAUCUGCUAAUGGGCCAGGUAGAAGAGAACGGAGGUCCCACCCUUCCUCCGGAGAGCUUUGUGGUUCUCUACCGGCCCAACCAGGACCAGAUCCUCACCAACCUCAGCAAAAGAAAGUGCCCCUCCCAGCCUGUUUUGGCUGCUGGGUUGCAGGCCUAAGACCUAAACCAGUCUCUAGCCCCUGGCCCUAGGAACCCACCUUUUAUCCAAAUAAAUGUUCCUUAACUAAGAAGGGGUCAUAUCUCCAUUUCCAUGGUUUUGGUGUCCAUCUUGGGGAUUUCUUUUCAUUCAUUCAUUAAACUCAACAGACAUUUACUAUACAGAAGAAUAUUUUAAGAGUGCAAGUCAGAUUUUGUCACCCCUUUGCUCAAAACUCUCCUGUAUUCUCAACACAUACACACACACAAUGGCAACUAUUUAGAGGUGAUGGAUAUGUUAAUGAACUUGACUGUGCUGAUUUUUCACGAUGUAUACAAUACCAAAACAUCAAGUUGUAGACCUUAAAUAUAUACAAUUUUUUAUGUCAAAGAUAUCUCAAAACUGUUAAAAAGAAAAAUUUAAAACUC